Messenger RNA from Pyrus x bretschneideri (Chinese white pear), 2350 nucleotides. RefSeq names its product dihydrolipoyllysine-residue acetyltransferase component 1 of pyruvate dehydrogenase complex, mitochondrial-like. Gene Ontology annotation, cellular component: mitochondrion; pyruvate dehydrogenase complex. NCBI's taxonomy places the organism in Eukaryota, Viridiplantae, Streptophyta, Magnoliopsida, Rosales, Rosaceae. The coding region runs from base 96 to 2006 and encodes 636 amino acids. Gene Ontology annotation, biological process: pyruvate decarboxylation to acetyl-CoA. The transcript is spliced from 22 exons. Gene Ontology annotation, molecular function: acyltransferase activity. The record is from RefSeq and is a predicted model, not a curated record.
GUCACAACCUAACAUAUGCUUUUGAGCAAAAACAUUCAGAGUAAAAAAGGAAGAAAAAAGUUUCUUUCUUUUUCUCUGUGAAAAAGAAAACAAAAAUGGCGCUCUCACGGCUUCGCCACCCAGUGAUCUCCCGCGCGCCGUCUCUCCUGAGAGCUCGACUUCUCUCCUCGUCCACCAGAUCACUCACUCGUACUUUCAGUGUGCAAAAUUCUGCUGAGCUUGGUGAUGAUAUGCUGUUAAGGCCAGCAACUUUGUCCAUGCUCACUGGAGUUCAUGAUAAACCAUCAAAGCUGAAGCCUUUGACGGGUGUCAAGUAUUAUUCAACUCAAGAUCCUUUGCAUACUGUCAUUGGGAUGCCGGCGUUGUCUCCUACAAUGACUCAAGGUAACAUUGCAAAGUGGUGGAAGAAAGAAGGAGACAAGAUUGAACCGGGCGACAUACUAUGUGAAAUUGAAACUGACAAAGCUACUAUUGAAUUUGAAAGUCUUGAAGAAGGGUUUCUAGCCAAGAUAUUGGCACCUGAAGGUUCAAAAGAUGUGCCUGUGGGACAGCCUAUUGCAAUAACGGUUGAGGAUGCAGAUGAUAUCCAAAACCUCCCUGCUAAUGUGGUCGGUGGAUCUGAGGUCAAAGAGGAUAUACCAGCACAUCAGAAUGUCAGAAAGGAAGAGGGGGUACAAGAUACAAGUUCUGUGGGCAUAAACACAUCAGAACUUCCUCCUCACAUUGUCAUUGAAAUGCCAGCUUUAUCACCAACAAUGAGCCAGGGAAACAUUUUUAAGUGGACAAAGAAAGAAGGAGAUAAGAUAGAAGUGGGUGAUAUAAUAUGUGAGAUAGAGACAGACAAAGCAACCAUUGAAUUUGAAUGUCUUGAAGAGGGAUACUUGGCUAAGAUACUAGCGCCAGACGGUACAAAGGAUAUAGCUGUUGGCCAACCAAUUGCAGUAACAGUUGAGGAUGCAUCUGAUCUGGAAACUGUAAAGAAUGCUGUUAGCAGUGGUUCACCUGUCAAAGAAGAAACACCAGUCCGUCAGGAUACCGGAGAUGUAACUAGAUCGGAAAAAACCAGUAUUUCAAGGAUCAGUCCAGCAGCAAAGUUGCUUAUUACAGAACAUGGAUUGGAUACAUCAUUGCUGAAGGCAUCAGGUCCUCAUGGUACAUUGCUGAAAGGGGAUGUUUUAGCUGCAAUCAAGUCAGGAAUAGGGUCUUCAAAAGUUUCAUCCAAAGAAAAGACUACUCCAUCACCGUCAAAGGCAUCAGGUGCUCAUGUCCCAAAACCACAAAAGUCAAAGCCAUCAAAACAGACAGAUUCUUUUGAAGAUUUUCCCAAUAGUCAAAUCCGCAAGGUGAUAGCUACUAGAUUGCUAGAAUCAAAACAAAACAUACCGCAUUUAUAUUUAUCAUCAGAUGUUAUACUGGACCCUCUUCUUUCUCUUAGAAGGGAUCUUAUAGAACAGCAUAAUGUUAAAGUUUCAGUUAAUGACAUUGUUAUCAAAGCUGUAGCUGUUGCACUGAAAAAUGUACCGGAAGCAAAUGCUUACUGGGAUGCUGAAAAAGGAGAAGUCUUUCUUUGUGAUUCCGUUGAUAUAUCAAUUGCUGUGGCCACUGAGAAGGGCCUGAUGACUCCAAUUGUGAAGAAUGCAGAUCAGAAAUCAAUAUCAGCAAUCUCUGCAGAGGUCAAGGAACUAGCUGAGAAGGCACGAGCGGGAAAGCUUAAGCCAAAUGAAUUCCAAGGAGGAACUUUCAGCAUUUCAAACUUGGGGAUGUUUCCUGUGGAUCAUUUCUGUGCAAUUAUAAACCCACCUCAGGCCAGUAUCCUUGCUGUUGGCAGAGGCAACAAAGUAGUUGAACCAGUGAUUGGAAGCGACGGAAUUGAGAGGCCGGCAGUUGUCACCAAAAUGAACUUGACAUUAUCGGCUGAUCAUCGAGUAUUUGACGGAAAAGUUGGAGGUUCGUUCCUCUCAGCUUUACGUUCAAACUUCAGUGAUAUCCGAAGGCUUCUUUUGUAAUGACAGGAAAGAAGCCUCGGCCUCAUCAUUAGCUAGGAGAUUUGCCAGAAAUAACCAUGGUGGCAGGUUUCUUUCAAAUCGUUCGAGAGGAUCACAGCAAUUUUUUCCCCAUGAUUUGCCUGUCCAUUUGCAUUUGUUGUGCCAUCUUGUUUUCUAGAAUUUCCAACUUCCCUUGUCCAUCGACGCAGAAAAAUCAUUGAGGUACCAGUGGGUGCAAAAUUUUUGCAUGACUUCCCAUCUAAUUCCAAGUGUUACCAUCCCCUGAAUAAAAGGGAAUAAUGUACAAACAUGGCCACAGAAAGCAUCCGCCAUUUUUCAGCAAUAAAUUCCCUUUUUAAUGUGCA